Molecule: messenger RNA, 8165 nt
Organism: Xyrichtys novacula (pearly razorfish)
Lineage: Eukaryota; Metazoa; Chordata; Actinopteri; Labriformes; Labridae
Source: the annotation of a GenBank genome assembly
GUCUGAUUAAGGUAGGCAGCGUUAGCUGUUUGAGUUUGCCUUUUUGUCGUCGCCGAAUUAAGUGAAAGACCAAAGAUAAUCAUGUUGCAGGCCAAGACGUUUAUGAACAACAAGGGCAAAGUUCAAGGUAGUAUUAUAUGAAACACUAAGUCCUCAUUAUAUGUGUGCUACAGGUAAAUUACAUAACCUUACAUAACCUUUAAGGGCAGCUGCAGUUUGCACAAUAGUCAAUUGUGUGCGAUAACGGCAAUACAGAGAUAGCAAAACUAAUAGCUGCCUUCUGUUCAUAAAAGGAGGAAGGUCUGUGUAUUUUGCCUUAACAGUUCUGAUAUAAGUACAGACUUAAUGAAAAUUAACUACUUCACAGAAAACUAUGUAUUUUUACAUCUAUUUUAAGGUCAUUUGAAUCACUGCAUCCAUUUGUCCAACCCCUAAAGUUGUAAUGGCCCACUACAGAGUUACUUACACUUCGGUUUAAAGUAGAAGAAAACGCGACUAAAUGUGCACAAAGACCGCUUGGUUAUAAAAUUAACCUGCCUAGUUUCACAUGUUAGUGGUCUUCAAUGUUAAGUUUGGGUACAGGUUCACAGCAUUAAGCCAAAUUACUUUCAAAAGUAAAAACAAGCAGUACAAAAUCUUUAUUUUUAAAGCUAAACUGUUUAUUGGUGGAGUGAGAAUUUUUGUUCACCAGUAACAUCUAUGUGCAUCAACAGGCAUGAAGACAGCAUUUCCUCCUCAUUCAUUCAGCAGAGGAAUCUCCCCUUUACAGACUGUACAUGAAAAUAUAUGCAACUUUUCUUUAGAGCUGACAUUUGCAAAAAAUAGAUACGCACAGUACUGUUUAUGCACACAAAUCAUGGGGUUAAAAUAAAGCCAUGUUUGAAGAGCUGAGGGGAAUGAUAAAGGGAAGGGGUCUGCAGUUUAGCUGGGAUGUUUGAAUCAAGAUGACCCUACUGCUAUGUCGAAAACAAAAGAGGAAACACUGCGACAGAUCUUCAGAUUUACCCAGAUGCCUUUAAGUAAAGACAGCACAAAUUUAUCAAUCAUGGCUGUGGUUUGGUUUCAACUAUUUUUACAUCGCUGUUCACUUCAUUUUAGCCACAAAAUCCUCGCCCUUCUUGAUGGAGCCCUUCAGCUCAUCCAUGGCUUCAGCCACCAGCUUCUCCUCAAAGGCGGACAGCUUUCCCAGCCCAAGGUUCUUCUCAAUGCCGCUCUUGCCCAGAAGCAGUGGUGUAGAGAAGUACUUGCACUCUGUCUCCUCAGACCUGACAAAGGCGCACUCCACCACGCCCUCCUUGCCAUUCAUGGCGUCGAGGACUGAGAAGGUGAAGCGGGCACCAGCAUAAGCCAUUGACAAGGUAGCAGAUCCAGCACCAGCCUUGGCCUUCACUACCUCAGUGCCAGCCUCCUGGAUCCUGCCGGUCAGAGCACUAAGCUGGUCAGCAGGGAACUCUACCUUUGGUGUGCACUGGGAGAUGAGGGGGAUGAUGGUUUUCCCAGCAUGACCUCCAAUGACUGGAACAUUGACACGAGCUGGGUCAAGACCCUUAAGCUCUGCCACAAAGGUGUUUGCUCUGACAAUGUCCAGGGUUGUGACACCAAACACUUUGUUGGGGUUGUACACUCCAUGUUUCUUCAUGACCUCUGAUGUAAUAGGGAUGGUGGAGUUGACGGGGUUAGCAAUGAUGCAGAUCAUAGCCUCUGGGCAGUGGCGGGCGCAGGCAUCGGCCAAGGUGGCUACAAUGGUGGCGUUGGUGUUGAAGAGGUCAUCGCGGGUCAUGCCGGGUUUUCUUGGCACACCUGCGGGGAUGACCACGACCUCGCAGCCCGUCAGAGCAGCACCCAGUUGGUCUGGCCCCAUGUGGCCGGUAACCUGGGCUCUGGUCUCGAUGUGGCUCAGGUCAGCAGCCACUCCGGGGGUGUGGGCGAUAUCAUAGAGGGAGAGGUGACUCACCAGGGGGCUAUUCUUCAGGAGCAGAGAGAGCGGCUGGCCUAUUCCGCCAGACGCUCCUAGCACCGCCACCUUGGCGUUGUUCUGCGUUGAGGUGGACAGGCUCCGAGCGAGGCUGACGGUAGGUCUCACUGCACGGGAAAACAUUUUGUUUCGUUGCUUCUUUUCUUACUUUUACUUAAAAUAAAAAUACGUGAAGAGUCCCUCUCCUCUGUGACACCAACGUCCUCUAGCCACGAGCGAACAGGAAGACUACUGAACUGACAUGCGUCGAAAAAAGGCGUCGCACGAUGUGACGUCGAUCUUGCGUCAUCGCGCAAGCCUGUUACGUCGUCGUCUUUAUCUCAGCUCUUUUUUUGUGAGGAAAACAAAGCCAGUCAACAUUUGAAGUCGGAAAAUAAGCAGUCGGACACAGUUUAAGUUACACGAAUGCUUACUCUUCAUCGGAACGACACUACCAGAUUUCACUGUACGGUACGUAGGCAGUCGUAUUGGUGUCCCUGUCUCUUCUGUCGCUGUUUAUCUCUCCUGCUAAAAUAAGCUAGCGCCGUCAGAUGAACUCCGUCUAUUUGCUGGAGUCAGAGGGCUGCCGUCAGCCUAGCCUCCGUUAGCUACAACAGGUCUUAUUAUUAUGAUCAAGAACCACCCUCUGUGCAAUGUAAUUUUGUUUCCACGCAACAUAACAAAAGAUGACCUGCUCUUAAAAGCUGUUAGCUGACGCCUAAAACGGCAGCUGAACAUAGUUUAGUGAACCUUCCAGAUCGUUAGCUCAGUGUUUAUCAGCAGCCUUGUCUCAGGGCCAGCUGGUUAGCUCUAACUUGUCAUAGUGAACUGACACAGUUCAUUGUUUGUAGUCAGUAAACAGAGCAGCCUUUGUCCUCCACACUGAAACAUUUUAGUCACAUUUCUGUCGCACUUGUGAGAUUUAACGCUUACAUUAGCUGAUCCCUUUAAUAUCAGGAUUUAACUGCAACGUGUUUGUCACAAUGUGUGAUUGUCUAACGACGUUUAAAUCAGAAAAAUGUGAACUAUUUGCAUCGGUACUGUGUUUACUUUCAUAUUUACUGACUUCUUUUUCCCUUCUGGCAGUGGCAAGUUUGAGGGUCCACCAGCUCUCCUCAUGAUACAUCGGCUUUAAGAGGACUCUUAGUAAGUAUCAAAUAUCAGGUCUGUCAGGCCUAUAAGGGGCAUAAGGAUAAAAAAAAAAACUGAUUCUAGUCAUCUGUUUAUCACUCUGUUUGUGUUUUAGUGGCAGUAAUGUGGAGACCAUUGUUAAAUGUAAUGACACAGUGUAAAUAAGUGGCAACGUACAUUUGUUGUACAUCAAAUCAUAACAUAUAAUUCCAGUAUUCCUAUGGUAUGGGGUGUGUGAUAUUGCAAAAAAAAAUAUAUAUAUAUAUGUAUUUGGGGAACAUGACAAAAAAUAAGUAACUAUUCUACAUCCCUAAAAGAAAUAAACACUAAUUAAGUGUGUGUAAAAGGCUUGUGUUGUGCUAUCUUACUGGGAUUAAUAGUAGAUAAUUUUAAAUAAUGUUUUGAGAACAAUAAUACUUUUUCUCUCAGUUAGCAGUCAGCUGUAUCAUUUAGUGAUAAUCUGCGUGUGUUCAUCCCUUGGUCACUAACCACAAGCAGGGGUUGGUAAGAGCAAACAGCUAGAAAGGAAUAAUAACCACUCUUUUGUUGAUGCUUUUUUGUUUGUUUGCUUUUAAUCUUAAAGAGGCAACAAUAUUCAUUUUAAUCUAUUCCAUAACCAGCUAAAACUCCUCAGGGAAGCUUUAAGAAAGACAUGUCUUAUUUAUUAUCUAAAAGCUAAGUCAUUUAAGUAGAUAUAAUACAGAAACACUGAAAUCCCCAGAACAUGUAUUUAGAUCAAUCAGUGCAAGUUUGAGUUUGCUGAAUGUGUUUUUGUUUUGGCAAAACCAGGGGCCUGUUCUACGAAGCAGGAUUACUGCUUAGCGAGGUAACUUCAAGGGUAAGUUCAGGGUGUCCUGUUCUACGACGCGGGUUUACUUCUUAGCGAGGCGAGUCUCCAUGGCAACGUACGCUGAACGGCUAACCUGCUCAGGGGCAGGUUAGGUUCCAGAUUGAACUCACUGAGUAUAAAAACCCCGCCCACUGACCAAUGAGCUCUCUUGAAAAAUGGCUUGUCCGUUCUUGGAGGAUCCUAUAGACCUUGGUGCUUGCAUUGUCCGAGGAGCACUCCGGCGCGCGAGAGUUUUCAGGGAGCGCACGGACCCACUUACUUUUCCAGAUGACCACCUUUAUGAAAGGCUCAUAUGGCCUACAUGUCACACACAAAAUGUAAACAUGAUAGGAAUGAACAAAUGAAUGAAUUCAUCUUGGAAAUGAAUUAGUCAUGUCUGGUGCAUGUUAAAAGCGCAUGUUGAACAGUGCUAUUUCAGGGCGAUAAUGGCAUCAAAGAUUUUUUGCACACUUUACUUGAGACUGUCGGCAAUUUCCUGCCAGCAUUCCUUCCGUGCUUUUGCAGCGGCGACGGUGUUGUUUUUGAGGUUUAUGAUAGAUUUGAAUUCUUCAUACAUCUUCAUGAUCGUCUCCUGAUCCUCGUUUGUAAAGUUCGCGAUCCUUCACUCUCCGGCCUGCUCUGAUGCUCCAGACUGGUCCAUGUUCACGAUUGGUCAGAUGCGGCGGGCUCCGCCUUACAUGUGUGCACGCGCUCAUAGCAAAGCUGGAUCCACUUACGAAGUUGAUAACCAGCGUCGUAAGACCGUUUAGCGAGACUGCUAACUACCGCGCUAAGUUGAGCGAGGUAGCUCCAAGGCUACCUCGCUGGGUUGAACUUGCUUCGUAGAACAGGCCCCUGAGCUGGACAGUCUUUCAACAAUCGACCCUCUCAGCUUUUCCUGUCUUACCAUAUUCUGUGUGGUACUUGAUUUGCAGAUGGUGAAACAGGCGAGUUAUUGAGCUGUUUUCUUUUUGUCAGCUGAGGUUAAUCUACAUGGAGCAAUUAAAUAUAUUGGAGGCAGUUCUGAGGCUGAUGGUGUUGGUGCUGUUUGUUCACUUAUUUUUAACUUGAGCCAUGCAGGCACCUACGCUAGCUUAGCUGGCAAUGAUGUGUAAACACUGAAUGUAUUCUCAGUACACAUAGAUUGUAUUCUGUCCCACUGGGCUCAUCGAUUUCACUGAAUGUGUGUGGACACUCGAGGCGUGUUUUAAUUGUGUUUUGUAAAACGUGUGAAAUACUCUACUGUAUUGUCACUUCACACAUCCUUAGAACGAUAAUUAAGAUAUGAUCUUUAGAGAUGUAUAUCACACACUCCUCCUUAGUACAUAUUGAAACUUUUAAAUGAUCAGGUUUUAGGGGGAUAUAGCUCAGCCACAGCAUGCACAGGAUAAUUCACCAUCAUUUACCACUGACUCUUUUCCUCAGAACUUCCUAAGGAUGGCUAGUUGUGGGGAGGUCGACCACUCUGUCAGCUCACUUCCAUCCAGUAAGAAAGGUAGCAACAGUGGCGGUGGAAGUGGAAACAGCGCAGAAUCAUCAUGCUCUGGCUCCAGCAACUCAUCCCCAGCCUUGUCUGUACCGGAGUGCGCCAUCUGUCUGCAGAGCUGCGUCCACCCAGUCCAGCUGCCAUGCCACCACGUCUUCUGUUUCCUGUGUGUGAAGGGAGCAUCCUGGCAGAGCAAACGCUGUGCUCUCUGCAGACAGGAGGUACCGGAUGACUUCCUGGAAAGGCCUACACUCCUCUCCCCUGAGGAGCUGAAGGCUUCAGCAGGAGGUCGGGGUGGGGCAGGAAGUGAUCACGCCUGGUAUUAUGAAGGCCGAAAUGGUUGGUGGCAGUAUGAUGAGCGAACCAGCCGCGAGCUGGAGGACGCUUUCUCCAAGGGCAAGAAAACAGCUGAAAUGCUCAUUGCUGGUUUUUUGUAUGUAGCCGACUUGGAGAACAUGGUGCAGUACAGACGCAAUGAGCACGGGCGGAGACGCAAGAUGAAGAGAGACGUUUUGGAUAUCCCCAAGAAGGGAGUGGCAGGACUGCGUUUGGACACUGAGGGUGUUACUGUAAGUGCCGGGGCAGCAGGUCGAGAAAACUCAGCUGACGGGGCUGAUACCACAGUAGCAGGUGUACAGCAGCAAGUUACAGGUAAUCCUCCAACAGUUACAGCCACUGCCAGACCUCCCACUUCUCUUGGCGGUCAGCCCGGCAGCAGCAGCAGCCCCACUCUGGAGGAUGCUCUCUCCCAGCUGCAAAUCAGCCCCAGGCCCUCUCUUCCUCAUGAGCGGUCUGAGGCUGGAGAAGGAGAGGAGGAGGACGAGGAAGAGCAGGCUUCACCUUCUAGGUCCUCUGACCCUCACACCUCCGUGGAUGAGUCCGGCUCCGGAGACUGGAGUGACGAUGAGGACGAGGAGGAUGGAGAAGAAGAAGAGGGGGGAGAUGGGGAGCGUGUGGAGCCCUGGGAGGAUCGACCCAGGAGGCAAAGACUGAACCCAGAGGACAGAGCCCCUCCCGGCGCAGAGUCUGCCUCUCCCCCCUCUUCAUCCAGUAGCAGUGGGAGGUCCAGAAUGCCUGAUGGCCAGUGUACAGUGACUGAAGUGUGAAGCCAUCAUUGACCCCAUCAUCAGUAAACGGCUCGGCUCCAUUUCAUUAAUUUAUUCCUCAGUCUAUGCUGCCGUUCGCUCUGUCACAGAUUGGAUGUAGGUGGAUGGCUCACUUCAAGAAAAGCAAAACCUACUCUGUGAUUUUGCAAACAGGUCUAAUUUAGACAUCAAAUAUGGUGCCUCUUUUUGGUACACAAUGAUCUGCUUGUAUCCGUCUGUCUUGUCAGUCUUAUCCUGUGAAUAUAUCUUGCUGGUUAGACUAAUGUAGGGUCUUCAUGUUCUAACAGUGAGACAGAAGGUAGAGCCCGGUAAACAGACAGAUGGAUACAGCAUAUUGUUGUGAGCCAUGAAAUCUCAUAGUAGCUUUUACAGCGCAUCAUGUAAGGCGAGUGUUUCAGACAGAGUUAUGAUGGUGUAUUCAGCAGCUGGCACCCUGCCUAGCUUUAUAUCAUUUGGUCUCAGGCAUGUUGGAUCUGCUCUUAUCAAAUGAGAGAGAACUGGACUGUGAAAGUGAGUUGCAAAAUUUGUUUUUGAAUUUAUCAGUCUGAGACCCAAAGUGUUUCUCUGAGCCUCUUCCAGAUCUGUGACGUUUGAACGCAGAAGCAUAAAUGAGGAUGUCGCUUCUGGAAGUGGACCUGUGUCUCCAUCAUGAACGGCUUCAUUCUAAUCAUCUACACUUUAACUCUCUCAGCUAACAUAGCACGCAGAAAUGAGCUCAAGUCACCUGACUACUCUUGCAAAGAAUUUAAUCUUUAGAUAACUUCUUCUAACUCCGGCCCCCUUAAUUAUUCCCUUUUAAUUCAGAUUAACAGAUUAAGAAGGCUCGUCUAGAAAAUUCUGAGAAGGAAUCGUUAACUUCUGGAAGUGAAGUGAUCUGACUUCAACCUCUGUAAGGUUUUUUUUUUAGCAGAUGGAUAAAGGAAAGUGAAAAGUACUGACUGAUACUCACAGGUCAUAUGGGUCUUAAGAAUUUCAAGGUUUUGUGUUUAAACAUUGUAAAGUUACUCUUAAACCGACGAGGUUAACUUGCUACCUGCCUUGGUGAUUUUCUCUGUAAUUCUGUUGACCUGAAUGGUCUGAGAUUCUGAAACAAAUCCAGUUCAAAUGAGUGUUCAUUAUAACAGUACAUGCUUAAAACAUGUUUUUAGCUGCCCCAGCUCUCAAUGAUUGGCAUUUUAGUGUAAAGUAUCAGUGUUUUCCUUUUAAAAAGCUGUGGAAGCCUGUGCAGCCUCUUGAGUAUUCUUCUUGUCCCAGAAUAAAGUGUUCUGAAUUGGUGUGUUUCUAAAGUUUUGUGAAUUGUGCAUGUUUGAAGAGAGAGUUAUUAAAACACUACUGGUCAACAGGAUGUUGAGGAUUGAUAUUUUUUGGGUUGAGUUUGAGUCAAUGUUUUUAAUUUGUCUUUGUUUCUGCGUUUCUUUAUGGUUGUAAAUCCUUUUCUGUAUGAUGUCUGAGGCAGAACACGAACAUGCCAUUGUUGGCUGUGCUGCAGAGAUUUCAAGUCACGUCAUUUUUAUAUUUCUUACACGCUCACAUCAUCAGCUCAGUCUUAGACUUUUCAUUCUGAAGAAUAAAGUUUGUGUAACAGCUUUUGCUUGGCAGCCUUUUGUUACAUUGUAAUUUAAAAAUAAAUUGUGUCAUUUCAUCAUCCUGAAAGGAGAA